This is a messenger RNA of Phragmites australis (common reed), 3401 nucleotides long. Its product is annotated as BTB/POZ domain-containing protein At1g04390-like. The transcript has 8 exons. Gene Ontology annotation, molecular function: protein binding. Lineage: Eukaryota; Viridiplantae; Streptophyta; Magnoliopsida; Poales; Poaceae. Bases 50 to 3109 code for a protein of 1019 amino acids. The record is from RefSeq and is a predicted model, not a curated record.
CUUCUCGUCUCCCCGUCCAUGUCCCUGCGAGUCCAGGCGCGAGCACGCGAUGCGACCUGCCUUCUCGGCCGCCAAGCCGUCGCCGUCCGCGAGGGAGAAGGGAAGGAGGAAGGGCGCCGCCGCCACCGCCACCGAGCAGCUGCUCACCGAGCAGGUCCUCUCCCUCCGAACACGCCUCCACGACGCCCUCGCCCUCGGCCUCACCAAGUCUGAUGGACACGGUGCUAAGAAAUGGCAGUCUACUGAUGCUGGAAUACAGUCUCAUGCGCUCAAAGCAGUGGCUGCGUUUGUCGGUUGUCUAUCGAGUGAAAUGCUGAGGCUUCAUCCUAUAAAGGAGUCAAUUUCAGAUAUAAUUAUCGCACUGGACGGUAUUCUUAAGACAAAGAAUGUUUCAGUUCUGAUACAAGCAGCAGAUGUGAACUUAAAAUUGGUUACCAGUGUAGGCAAUUCUAUUCGCCAAUACCCAAUCUUGGAGAUGGUUUCGUCCCUCUCGUGCCAAUUGUCUGCGGGCCAGCUACCUAUAUCUAUGUCAUGUGCAAGUGCACUGAGUUGUGUAUUGAACAGCCUAGUGGCAGCAAGAGCUUCAGCUCAGACAGAAAUUUGGGAGGCUCUGGAGGAAACCAAUGCAGUUGCAAGUAUUGUUUCAGCUCUGCUGAGUUACACCCAUGAUGCCCAUCCGCUAAGCUAUCUGACAGAGAUGAUCUCUCUUCUAAGAAUUAUCCUGUGGAUUUGGCCUUCUUCGAGAUACCAUGUAUGGAGUAACAGCAACUUGAUGGGCAAGCUGUCACAAUACUGUCUUAGCAUCGAAACAACAGUUACUGCUAAAAUUAUGAAGCUGUAUGCUGCUUUAGCUUUAUGCGGCAAUGGAGCGAUGAUCCUUCUCAAGAAUGAAGAGUUGAUGACUAAGAUUGGUGACCUUAUUGGGAAGUCUCAUCCUAGCAUCACUAGGAUUGAAGCAUUGAAGCUUUUCCAGGUUCUUCUGAGAUCUUCAAAGGGGUGCAAUCUGUUUAUGACUUCACAUUGUCAGCCUAUUGUUCAAGGCAUAAUUGAUGCAAUGUCUGAAAUUGAUGAAAAAUCAUUAGUAGCAGAGGGAUGUCGUACUGCAGUAUUGGCCCUUCGUUAUUCUGGGAUUCAUCAUAAAUGCUUUUGGUCUAAAGCUAUUGAUGAAGUAUUAUAUAAGAUUCUUGCUGGGAGCUGCAUCUCUUCACGUCAUUCCCAUCAGAUCUUGUGCCAUGAAGAGCUGUUGAACAUAGAUUCCAAAGACCUUAUGAAUAUACAUCCAUAUGUAUGGGAUAUACUUGGAUAUCUAGCGGUACAUUGUAAUAACGAGUAUCUCUUUGUAAGGAAACGGCGAAAUUGUUUCUUGCAGGCACUGAUAUCUUGUGCUUGUUCACUCGCUACAAAUUUAACACAGAAAAACAGCCCCAUGAAAUUUUCCAGAGAGGAGCAGGAGCCGGCUUUGAGGGCAGUUCUUAUGAUGCUCCUCUCUCCUAGCCAAUACAUUUUUUCUGAGGCAAGUUCUAAAUUUCUGGAAGUUCUACCAUUGGGUGAUGAGUAUUUGAACAUUCCCUUGUCGUCAUUAGAAUCAAAUGUUACCAGAAAUCUUACCUCAUCUUUUGACUGUGUCAAAAUUAUGACCAACCUCAUGAACCUAGCAUGCUUGGUGAUAGUACAAUCUAACCAUAGUCUCAACAAGAGGAAUGCUGUAGAUGUAUUAUCCACCAUUAUAAAGGAAUGUCUGCACAAAAAUUUAUACAUUACAAGGUCAAACAUCGCUUCCCAUCUGCAAUUUUGUUUUGAUGGAAGUUCAUGUUGCUAUCUCGCUGAAGAGUGGGAAGGUGAAAAUAUUGUUUUAUUUUACGGUCUCGUGGUGUUGUAUAAUCUGCUGAGGAGAGCCAGCUUUCUUUGUGUUCACUGUAAAAGGAAUUUGGAUGUGGGGAUUGUGUGCCAUGAUUGCAGAGAGUAUUAUACUGAAGAUCUGAUUAGAGUCCUUGAACAUGCCUUGUGUCAAAACUUGAGCCCAGGACCCAAGUCUUAUAUUGCACAUAUACUGAGUUUGUUUGGUCGUUGUGGUAUUCCAAGCAAGUUGGGAGGAAAGAUGAGAAGUGCAUUAUGUGAUAAUGAGCUAGUUGAUCUGGAACUGUUGCUUGCAGACGGUGAAUCUCUAAAUGUUCAUGCAGCUAUCUUAUUAGCAAGGUGUCCUAAGUUGUUGCCAUCCACAAAAUCUCUCACCAAAGAUGGAAAACUGACUGAUGAGCUAGCCAAAAGAUCACUUUAUCAUGUCCGAAUGUCUGAUCGUGUAGAUAGUCAUGCCCUGAAGAAAAUUUUGGAAUAUGCAUACGCUGGUUUUGUCACAGUAGAUGAUGACAUUGUUAAGCCUGUGAGAACACUUGCGAAGUAUUGUCGCUUGAGAUCACUGCAAGAGAUGCUUCAGAAAGAGCAACCCAGAUGGAACUUCGAUUGUCCCAGAUAUGCUCUCACUGCAGCACUUGAACCAGCUGAACAUUCAUUCUCGGACAAAAUUCUGGAGGCCCAAUCAAAUGACAAAAUGGAGUGUCUCCAUGGCUCAUGCCAAUUAUCGACCCCACAUGUUCAUAGCCAUAAAAUUGUUUUGAGCAUGAGCUGCGAUUACCUUCGGGCUUUAUUUCAAUCUGGGAUGCAUGAGAGCUUUUCAGAGGUUAUCAGAGUUCCACUCGGGUGGGAAGCGUUGGACAAACUAGUCCAGUGGUUCUACUCAGGCAAGCUGCCCAGAGUUGCGCCGGAUUGCCGAUGGAAAAAUCUGAGCGUAGAAGAGCAGUUAUACCAUCUAAGACCUUACGCGGAGCUGUCCUCCCUAGCUGAGUUCUGGUUCCUGGAUGGAGUGAAGGAGGAGAGCCUUGAAGUGGUUACCUCCUGCCUGAAUUCUAGCACAAACGCUUCUGUCGAGUUCAUCGGCUUCGCAGCUAACUUGGGCCAGUGGGAAAUGGUGGAGGCCGCCAUCAGCAGCGUGGCUCAUCUGUACCCGAAACUGCGAGACGCUGGUCAGCUGGAACAGCUCGACGAAGACCUGCUUAACAUGCUGCGAACAGAGUAUGUUCGGUACUCCCAGCACGGAGAUAGACAUAACUGAAUCCGGAAUGUGCUUGUCAUCGGGCACUACGUUAGACAAGAUAGCUUGCGUGUUUUUGUUGCUGAGAAUGUAUAGUAUGUUGCAGACACGAAAAAUGGUCAUCUUGUUCGUGGUGCUGUAAACAGCCUUGUGUUUGGUGAUACACGUUUUGGCCACGUAUGAAAAAUCGUAACUCACAGGUCCCCCGUCAUAUCCGCAAUUCAUUUCGCCUGGUACUUGUCAGUUCUCAGUCACUUUGUCCUGGAAUCCUUGAGCUGAAAACUGAAUUAAUGUACUACUAAGAUUACCGUGA